This is a messenger RNA of Didymodactylos carnosus, 377 nucleotides long. The record is from the annotation of a GenBank genome assembly. NCBI's taxonomy places the organism in Eukaryota, Metazoa, Rotifera, Eurotatoria, Philodinida, Philodinidae.
AUGUUUCCUCAACAUCCUCCAGCGUCCACAUCAUCUUCAUCCAUGUAUCCAAAUCCCAAUCAACAACAGUUUGGGUUUAAUUCGAUGGCCGGUGCACCAGCGUCCACAUCAUCUUCAUCCAUGUAUCCAAAUCCCAAUCAACAACAGCAAGGAAAUUAUCUCACAUCAUCCGAAGAACGAAUGGUAAAAUUUCGACAGAUUGUUGGACAAUAUGAAAUAAAUCAGGAUUUUGCCAUGAGAUUAAGAAAUUUAGAAGGAUUCGAAGUUGUAUUUAUAUGUGAUGAUAGUGGAUCGAUGGGAACAGCAAUAGGUAAUAUAACAUCAGCAUUUGAUCGUCGACCAACUCGUUGGGAUGAACUUAAACAAACUGUAUCAAU